CACAACCAAAGGACUUCUGAUCAACGGGAAGCUGAGAUCAGCAGAAUCAAAAGAAUAUCCUCACCACUGCUGUCAGAGAAAGACUUUCCUAACUGGAUUUUUGUGACAUUCAUAUUAUUUGGAUUUUUCUGAAGUGACAGCUUUGACCGGUUGACAAAAUAGUUCUUUUGAAAAAUAGACUACCGCUGGUUACAAGAAGUCGGUGUGACCAUGCUACAAAAUGGAAACGGAAAGGAGACUCCGCUGCAGGCGCCAAAGGCUGAGGCAGAGCCGGAUUCCCCGGCUGACGACCCGAAGGAUCAGCAGCAGCAGCAGCAGCAGCAGCCGCAGCAGCCGCAGCCCGCCCCCCCAGCUGCUGAUAGCGAACCCGCACACUUCGCCAUGCCCGCUCAUCCCAAACUGGAGAUAAAGCGCAACGCAGUGACGGACGAUUACAAGAUCUCCACUCAGGUUCUGGGCUUAGGGAUCAAUGGCAAAGUCCUUCAGUGCUUUAACAAGAAGACGGGAGAGAAGUGCGCACUGAAGAUUCUGUACGACAGCCCCAAAGCGAGACGAGAGGUGGAGCUGCACUGGCGAGUGUCCGGAGGACCAUAUAUUGUUCGCAUCCUCAGCCUGUAUGAGAAUAUGCAUCAUGGGAAGAAGUGCCUGCUCAUCAUCAUGGAGUGUAUGGAAGGCGGGGAGUUGUUUAGCCGAAUCCAGGCCAGAGGAGACCAGGCCUUCACUGAGAAAGAGGCUUCAGAGAUUAUGAGGGACAUCGGCACGGCUAUUGAUUAUCUCCACAGCAUCAACGUGGCUCACAGAGACAUCAAGCCAGAGAACCUACUGUACACCACUAAAGAAAGAAAUGGGGUGCUCAAAUUAACAGACUUUGGAUUUGCAAAGGAGACGACGCUACACAACCCCCUACAGACCCCCUGUUACACACCGUACUAUGUGGCUCCUGAGGUUUUGGGUCCAGAGAAAUACGACAAGUCAUGUGAUAUGUGGUCUCUGGGCGUUAUUAUGUACAUUCUGUUGUGUGGCUUCCCUCCAUUUUACUCCAACACUGGCCAGGCCAUUUCUCCAGGUAUGAAGAGGAGGAUCAGGAUGGGCCAGUAUGAAUUCCCCAACCCAGAGUGGGCAGAGGUGUCACAGGAAGCCAAAGAUUUGAUCCAUCAGCUACUGAAGACAGACCCUAAUGAGAGAAUGACCAUCACACAGUUUAUGAACCACCCCUGGAUUAAUAAGUCCAUGGUGGUUCCCUCCACUCCGCUUCACACCACGCGGGUCCUGACUGAAGACAGGGAGAUGUGGGAGGAUGUGAAGGAGGAGAUGACCAGCGCUUUAGCAACCAUGCGUGUGGACUACGACCAGGUGAAGAUCAAAGAUCUGGACACUUCCAGCAACCCGCUACUCAACAAGAGGCGUAAAAAGGCCGCUGCGGGGGCCAAGAGUGGGUCCACAGUCUGCCAAAGUCAAUGAGGACUGUUUGGGUAAAUUCAGGCGGAACAACCAAUGAGGAAGAAAAGCAGCUCAGAAGAGGAAGGAAAAGUUGAUUCGGGUCAUACCCCUGCUCGGGUCACUUAAAAGACUGAGUUUUGAGGAAAUGUUCUCCGAAAUAGAGACACCAGCAAAGUCAGAGAUGGACAUUAAUAAGACAUAUCAUGUUUCUCCUGUCAGUGGUGGAAAUCAGCAGCUCUACUCACUGUGGGGUUAUAUUGGUUUUUAAUUAUUUUUAUGUAUCUAUGUCAUUUUUAGACCUUGCAGGUUUGUCAGAGCGUCUGUGUGCAGACAUGAAGUAUUUGUAGUGAUCACGUUGGGUUGCCUAUUAGAGGUAUCUUUUGUAACUAUGCACUAGUGUGCAAAUCACACACAGACAGACAAGCGACUGUGAAACGAGAACACUCACCAUUACCUGCGUUGUCUUAACAUUGUUUGCUUCCUUCCUUUCAGGAAUAAAGCAACAUCUGACACUGA
Messenger RNA from Plectropomus leopardus (leopard coralgrouper), 1956 nucleotides. The record is from RefSeq and is a predicted model, not a curated record. Lineage: Eukaryota; Metazoa; Chordata; Actinopteri; Perciformes; Serranidae.